Messenger RNA from Acipenser ruthenus (sterlet), 3272 nucleotides. It is a transcript of the gene cpa6, whose product is annotated as carboxypeptidase A6. The record is from RefSeq and is a predicted model, not a curated record. The coding region runs from base 273 to 1589 and encodes 438 amino acids. Gene Ontology annotation, molecular function: zinc ion binding; metallocarboxypeptidase activity. Lineage: Eukaryota; Metazoa; Chordata; Actinopteri; Acipenseriformes; Acipenseridae. The transcript has 11 exons. Gene Ontology annotation, biological process: proteolysis.
GCUGAUCCUGCACAUUUUAAAAGCAAGACAUUCUCCCUUCUCAAGUCAUAAGUUUGGGAUGCUGCCAAACACUUCACUGAUAUUUACAGACACAUUUUAGCUCAUACCUAAUCAGUCUCACUGGAGCGUGGCAGCAGCAGCACUCAAUCACAGCUAAAGAGGGUUCCUGGAUUGAUUGUUGGUACUGUAGUAUUAGUUCACUAAAAAGAGUGACAUCAAUUAUAACCCAAGUUUGUGCUGCUGUCUUUUCGUUAUUGAUCAGUAGCUACAGUAUGGGAAACGCCGCCAGAAAUGCGACCCAAGUUGCUGCGCUCAUGCUCACUGGGAUAAUUCUGAGCAGUCUGCAAACUCCUGUCAGAUCCUACCUCUACAAUAAUCGCUAUGCUGGAGAUCAAGUUAUUAGGGUAAUUCCACACAAUGAUGGGGAGGUGGAAAUCCUGAAGAGCCUCUAUAAACAGCUGGAAGUGGACCUAUGGCAGCCCAACAGCGUGUCUAUCAUCACAGAGGGUGCAGCAGUGGAUCUCCACAUAGACAGAAACAGCUCUGGAAUAUUCAGGUCUCACCUUCAGCAGGCUAAGAUUCCUUACAAGGUUCUUAUCUCCAACCUGCAGAAGGAAAUUGAAAAACAAAGUGGAUCUAGGUCUUCCCGAAAGCGAAGAUCUGAAUCAGAAUACGAUUAUGAAGUCUAUCACUCAUUAGAGGAGAUACAAAGCUGGAUGCAUGAAAUUAACAGAACACACCCACACUUUGUUAAUAUGUUUUCAAUCGGCCAGUCAUUCGAAGGAAGACCCCUUUAUGUUCUCCAGCUAGGAAAGAAAUCUCGCCGUGACAAGAAAGCAGUGUGGAUUGACUGUGGAGUCCAUGCCAGAGAAUGGAUUGGGCCAGCAUUUUGUCAGUGGUUUGUCAAAGAAGCAUUGCACUCAUAUCACAGUGACCCUGUGACAAGGAGACUGAUGAAUCAACUAUAUUUCUAUAUUAUGCCUGUAUUUAAUGUUGAUGGGUAUCAUUUUAGCUGGACAAAGGAUCGAUUCUGGAGAAAAACUCGCUCCAAAAACUCAAAAUUUCACUGUCGCGGUGUGGAUGCCAACCGAAACUGGAAAGUGAAAUGGUGCGAGGAAGGUGCCUCCUCACACCCCUGUGAUGAAACCUACUGCGGGCCUUAUCCAGAGUCUGAGCCUGAAGUGAAAGCCGUCGCCAACUUUCUGCGUAAACAGAGGAAACGGGUGAAAGCCUACAUUUCCAUUCACGCCUAUGCUCAAAUGCUGCUCUACCCAUACUCCUACAAAUAUGCUACCAUUCCUAACUUCGACUGUGUUGAAUCGGCUGCACACAAUGCUGUUCUCGCUCUGUACUCUGCCUACGGGGUGAGAUAUAGAUACGGCCCAGCUUCAACUACUUUAUAUGUGAGUUCCGGAAGCUCUAUGGACUGGGCUUACAAAAAUGGCAUUCCCUAUGCAUUUGCAUUUGAGCUGCGUGAUACUGGUUAUUUUGGGUUUUUGCUCCCUGAAACUCUGAUUAACCCAACAUGUACUGAGACCACACGGGCAGUCAAAACAAUCUCCGCCAGCUUACUAAAGAAGUGCUCCUGAAGACUGUUUUGUGUUGCAAAACCCUUGAAGAAUAUACCCAAGAAUACCCAAGAAUAUGCUGAGGUCUUUCACGUUUUUACUCAACACAAUUCAAAUGUCAAAACUAAACAUUUUAGAAAGUGUAAGAGGGAAUGUAACCUAUUCUUUUUUUUUAUAUAUAUAUAAAUGUAUACAGUCACUCAAGAUUCCUUAUGUGUUUAGACUGACAAAAAUCCUCCUACUAUAACAUUAUCGUUAGCUGUUUAAAAUAUACAAACAAACAACCGAAAAAGCAGGAAAGCAGCAAACACAAUACCUUUACCGUAGACUUUGACAUACCAACAUUGUAAAAGUUGCAAAAAAUCUAUAAGGGCUUCAUAACAAGAGGGAGACACUGGGUGAGCUUCUUCUAAGAGGCUCAAGAAAGGGGGUAGGGUUCAAAUAAAUGCUUCUGAUCAAUGUGUAGGGAAACACAUUUGUCACAUCAUUUCAGUUUGAUUUAACCAGAAGAGCUUUGUUGUUUAGGUGGUUAAUAUAAUAAAGCUUAGCACUUUUGUACAAUUCCCAUAGUGUUUUUGUUGAUCUAACACACAUGUCAUUUGAUAAAUCCUCCCUUUAUGUACAUGUAUUUGAAUGCAACUUUCUGUCGGACUCACAGUCACUUCAAAAAUCAUAUUCCUGUGGAACUUCCUUUAAUGAUCGGAAGCAAUGUCUUUGUUGCUUUAGUGUGCAAUGCUUAAUAUAUUGUAAUGUACCCAUGCAUUCAUAUUGUAGUUUUUGUUUUUUUUCAAAGGUGAAAUAGUUCAUUCACCCAUGCCACAAAAUAUCCCAAAAGACUUUAUGAAAACUUUGUGUGUGUUCUGUAUUAUCUUCAUUGCUGUUUGUUAUGCUUUAUAGCACGUACGUAUUACAAUCUUACAGUCCUUUAAAUCAUUGUCUCUUAUUAUUUUGCAAUAACAAUAUGCAAGGUUCUGAUAUUUUUCUCCUUGGUAGCAAAACUUGUUUACACACGUCAGAAAGUCUAAUCUCAUUCCCUGUGUUACAGCAUCACCACUUAAGUAUAACAUCUCAACAAGUUGUUUUUAAAUUCCUGUAAUAUCCUGUUGAUGAGUACCAUUGCCAUGGGGAUUGACAUAAAACCCACAGAGAUUUUUAUACUCUUGUUUUCAGCAUAUCAGCAGCAAUCAAAGUACAAAUAACAAUGAUCAAGUCAAUGGGAAGACAGAACAGUACAUAACAAUGUUAAGACAUUUAGCUCGUCAUUUAUGUAUGCUAACCCUGCCCAGUUUGUCUGUAUUUCAUUAUUUGUCGCUUCUCAAAUACAACAUUUUAAAAGGUAUGUUCACAAUAUAUACAGCUUUAUUUUAAAUGGUUAUGGGACAUAAUAUGUGUAAUAAAAUGUUAUGACAGUAGUAAACAAUAUUGAAAAAUAAAAAUGUUUAAAAGGGGUGCUUACAUUUCAGGAAAAAAUGUUUACAACCUCAAAUUGGAGGUACUAGAUUUUUGAUAUUCUAAUCUGUAUGUACUCUAAAAAUGUAGAUGUAAAUGAAUUGUGGCUUCAGUUAAUCUUUUUUUUGUUAUUGUGCUAUAUUUUACAGUAUAAUAUUUUUUUUUUACAUGUAUUUCAUAUUAUUCUUUUUUUUAACUGUUUAUUAAUAUCCUGAGUUUAUUUUUUUAAAUGCCUUAUUAAAUUGUCUGUUUCCA